Scomber japonicus (chub mackerel) is the source of this 1218-nucleotide messenger RNA. Its product is annotated as odorant receptor 131-2-like. Gene Ontology annotation, molecular function: G protein-coupled receptor activity. Gene Ontology annotation, biological process: G protein-coupled receptor signaling pathway. The coding region runs from base 112 to 1218 and encodes 368 amino acids. NCBI's taxonomy places the organism in Eukaryota, Metazoa, Chordata, Actinopteri, Scombriformes, Scombridae. The record is from RefSeq and is a predicted model, not a curated record. Gene Ontology annotation, cellular component: membrane. The transcript is spliced from 4 exons.
UUUCUCUACAUUAAUUGUGUUUUGCUGUUCACCCUGAGGAGUAAGCAGGUGUUUUGUGAGACAUCUCGUUACAUCCUGCUGUACAACUUACUCUUUGCAGACACCACUCAGAUGGCAACAUCAGUUCUGCUUUACUUACUGGCUGCCUUACGGAUAAAGCUGAUAUAUUUACCAUGUGGUGUCCUUGUCUUACUCUCAAUUUUGACAUUCACAAUCUCCCCUCUCACCUUGGCUGUGAUGUCACUUGAGAGAUAUGUGGCUGUAUGUUAUCCACUGAGGCAUGCUACUGUCUUCAACAUGAGAAGCACAGGCAUAGCCAUUGCAGUGGUGUGGUCUUUCAGUUUAAUCUACAUCUUCAUUCGUGGUUUCAUGUUGUUAUAUGUGUUGACAGACUUCUCCCUAAUGCAGAUGGGUGUCUUUUGCUCUAAAGAGGCCAUUUUUUAUGCACCAAUAUUUAAUGAUUUUGAAGAAGUGUAUGCCAUUACUCUUUUUCUGUCAAUAGGUGUGGUAAUCAUCGGCUCCUACAUUGGUGUAGCACUCGUAGCCAGGUCUGUCUCAACAAACAAAGCAUCAGCUAGAAAGGCUCUUCAGACUCUCAUGCUUCACAUGAUUCAGCUAAUCCUGAUUCUCACCUCCACCUUUAUCACGACUGUCAUCAUAACCCUUGCUAGAAUAGUUGGGAGAUUGGCCCUUAUGCGUGUUUACAAUGUAUGCUUUGUGUGCUUCAAUAUCCUUCCAAAGUGUCUGAGUGCUCUUAUUUAUGGUCUCAGGGAUCAAACUAUCAGAGCGGUCCUCAUGCAGAAUCUGUGCUGUCAACUCACUCUAUCUUUGACAGAAACUAUUUCAGUUAAAAAUCAGCAUUGUGAGGACAUUUCUGUGUUGUUGGGACAUAACAACUUGGCCUGUCCUCACAACUUCAGAGGGCUGUUGGAAGUUUCAGACUUGGUUUUAAGUUCAAGGAACUCUUGUGCGGUCAUUUGUUCAGAUUGUCCAGUCACAGUGCCUGUUGGAGGUCCUGAUGUAUUGAAGUCAGCAGAACCACAUCAUCAGGUGGUGGACCCACAGGCCAAGUCCUGGUACAUUAAGGAUAAUCUAUAUUUAUGGGAGCUGGAGCUGUCCAGACCUUAUGGAGAGCCUGAUGUAAAGCACGGGGGUAUUCCCAGUCAGCCAUCUACGAAGCUGCUUGUUGAAUUUCCUUUCUACUCCUUCAACAGUUAA